CAUCAUUCAUUCUAUGCCAUUAAAAAAAAAAAAUCCUAUCUAUAAAUAGCUGUUCAUUCAUUCAUUGACUGUUAGUUUUCUACGUUUUCUUUGAUUUUUCACAGUUAAAGUUACAGUGAUGAAGCGAUUGCUGUUAUGCUUCGCUUUUGCUGUGAUCAUCGGCAUCGGAAAUGUGGCGGUGAUGGACACUGGAAGGCUUAGCAGAGAGAGCUUUCCGAUGGGCUUUGUGCUCGGAACUUCAACUUCAGCUUAUCAAGUUGAAGGGAUGGCUAAUAAGGGUGGCCGAGGACCUAGCAUUUGGGAUGUUUAUGUAAAACAACCAGGCCACAUUGCCAAUAAUGAUACUGCUGAUGUGGCUGAUGAUCAGUACCACCAUUACAAGGAAGAUGUAGAUUUACUGGCAAAGUUCAACUUUGAUGCUUAUCGGUUCUCUAUUUCAUGGUCAAGGAUCUUUCCUGAGGGAGUUGGAAAAGUGAAUUGGGCAGGAGUUGCUUAUUACAAUAGGAUGAUCAAUUACUUGGUUAAGAAAGGCAUUACUCCCUAUGGAAACUUAUACCACUCUGAUCUCCCUCUAGCUCUUCAGGAGAAGUACAAUGGGUUCUUGAACCACCAAUUUGUAGAGGAUUAUGUCGAUUAUGUAGAGUUUUGCUUUAAGACAUUUGGUGAUAGAGUUAAGAACUGGUUUACCUUUAAUGAACCAAGGAUUGUGGCUGCUCUUGGCUUCGAUAAUGGUGUCAUUCCUCCCUUAAGGUGUUCUAAGGAAGUUGGAAAUUGCACUGCUGGAAAUUUAGCCUUUGAACCUUACAUUGUUGGCCAUAAUUUGAUCUUAUCCCAUGCUAAAGUAGUGAAAAAAUACCGUGAAAAAUAUCAGGCAAACCAGAAAGGGAGAAUUGGCAUUCUCUUGGAUUUUAAUUGGUGUGAACCUCUUACAAGAUCAAAAAUUGAUAAUUAUGCAGCUCAAAGAGCUAGAGAUUUUCAUGUUGGUUGGUUUCUACAUCCCAUUCGAUACGGUGAAUAUCCAAGAACAAUGCAAGAAAUAGUUGGAGAAAGGCUACCAAAGUUUACUGAGGAAGAGGUUAAGAUGGUGAAUGGCUCAUUUGAUUAUGUAGGCAUUAACCAAUAUACUACUCGUUAUAUUUCUAGCCCUGAAACACCAUCAAACAUCACAAGCUACCAGAUAGAUUGGAAUGCAACCUUUGCUACCACAAAGAAUGGAGUGCAAAUUGGUUUAAGGGCAAAUUCUGGGUGGCUUUAUAUUGUACCUUGGGGUAUGUACAAAGCUGUGACUUAUGUAAAAGAGCGGUACGGGAACCUGAAUAUUAUUAUUUCAGAAAAUGGUAUGGAUAAUCCAGGAAAUGCUACACUUCCAAAUGGAUUGAAAGACACCACAAGGAUAAAGUUUUUCAAGGAUUACAUGACUCAGUUGAAGAAAGCUAUUGAUGAAGGAGCCAACGUGACUGGCUAUUUUGCAUGGUCAUUGGUAGAUAACUUUGAAUGGUCAUUAGGAUAUACUUCGAGGUUCGGCAUCAUUUAUGUUGAUUACAAAAAUCUCAAAAGGUACCCCAAGAUGUCUGCUUAUUGGUUCAAACAAUUACUUGAAAAGAAGCAAUGA
Gossypium arboreum is the source of this 1612-nucleotide messenger RNA. Its product is annotated as beta-glucosidase 44-like. Gene Ontology annotation, biological process: carbohydrate metabolic process. Bases 119 to 1612 code for a protein of 497 amino acids. The record is from RefSeq and is a predicted model, not a curated record. Lineage: Eukaryota; Viridiplantae; Streptophyta; Magnoliopsida; Malvales; Malvaceae. Gene Ontology annotation, molecular function: beta-glucosidase activity. The transcript is spliced from 11 exons.